Solanum dulcamara is the source of this 1650-nucleotide messenger RNA. RefSeq names its product zinc-finger homeodomain protein 9-like. Gene Ontology annotation, biological process: regulation of DNA-templated transcription; regulation of developmental process. Gene Ontology annotation, molecular function: DNA-binding transcription factor activity; transcription cis-regulatory region binding. The record is from RefSeq and is a predicted model, not a curated record. Lineage: Eukaryota; Viridiplantae; Streptophyta; Magnoliopsida; Solanales; Solanaceae. Bases 300 to 1331 code for a protein of 343 amino acids. Gene Ontology annotation, cellular component: nucleus. The transcript has a single exon.
ACAUACCAUUUUAUUAUCCAAGGUCAUCACUAGUCAUAUCUUCAUUAUCAUCAUCUUCAUCAAUCCAAAACCAUAACCAUAACCAAAACCUAAAAAACACCCUUCAUUUCUUUUACAUACCUUGUCUUCUUACUUACUAAAGUUCCCCCCUUCUUUUUUCUUCUUUCCUUCCUUAUUAACCUUUCCCCAUGAAUAAAGAUGGUUCCUUUUUUGUUUGAAAUCAUCUUGACACUAAAUCUAAUCAUCUACUAACUCUUAACACAAAAAAGAUAGUAAAAAGAGUAUUAGAUGUUUCAGCCAUGGACUUAACCAACAACAGCACAACUAUUACUACUACUACUACUACAAUAGUCAAAACCCCAGAAGCUGAAAUUGGAACCCCAACUCAGAUCCAAAAAUUGAAACCCUUUCCUCUCAGUAAUGGUGUUCUUAAAAGGAAAAAUCCUCUUAACCAUCAUCACCCUGUUGUGGUUAUUUACAGAGAGUGUCUCAAAAACCAUGCUGCAAGCUUAGGUGGUCAUGCUGUUGAUGGGUGUGGGGAAUUUUUACCUUCUCCUGCAGCUAACCCAACUGACCCAACAUCUCUAAAAUGUGCUGCUUGUGGUUGUCACCGUAAUUUUCACCGCCGUGAACCGGAAGAACCGGUUGUAAUCCCGCCGCCACCUAUAGCCACCGCGGUGCUGGAGUACCAACCUCAUCAUCGCCACCAUCCUCCUCCACCUAUGCCGCUACCGCCGCGUGGGGACCAUAGUAGUCCGAAUUCUCCAUCUCCACCGCCGAUUUCAUCGGCUUAUUACCCAGCCUCUGCACCCCAUAUGCUUUUGGCUCUCAGUGCUGGGUUUUCUGGGGAGAAAAAUCCGAACCCGACAUCAGCUCCGUUAGCUAAUUCUAACGGGAGGAAGCGUUUCAGAACGAAAUUCACUCCUGAUCAGAAGGUGAAAAUGCUGGAAUUCGCAGAAAGAGUUGGAUGGAAAAUGCAGAAGCGAGAUGAAGAUCUAGUGAGCAAUUUCUGCAACGAAAUUGGAGUUGAAAAAGGGGUUCUAAAGGUAUGGAUGCACAAUAACAAGAACACAUUCGGGAAGAAAUCAGAUCAACCCACCUCCGGCGACGGCGUCGGCGACAACGACAACAACCACCACCAGAAUGGUAACACUAACACCGUUAAUGGUUUUUGUAUUGUUAGUAGAAAUAAUAAUGAUAACAACAACACCGACUCAGAAUUUCAGCAGCAGCAGCAUGAAAGUAACAUUGACAACAAAAAAGGCAUAAUCCACCACCUUCAAACAAGUGAUAGUGUUGUUGUUACUAAUGGGUCUUCUUCUUCUUCUUAAUCUCUAAUCAGAUACGGAUGACCCAAAAAAAAAUUGCACAAAUAAAGUUUUAACUAGAAUUUAGUGCAAGGAAGAGAAAAAUUUCGAGGCUGGUUUUAUUAGUCACGUUUAUUUGUUUUUUUUUUCUCUUAGAGCUGUUUUAUGCUUUGUUCGUAAGGAUUAGUGCUCAGCUUGAUGAGGAUAACACUAGAAAUCAAGAUUGUUCUAAUGAGCGAUUUAAUUUGUUAAUUUUUCUUCUUUUUGCUUACUGCUGGCCUUGUAAAUUAGUUAUGCUACUUAAUUACUAUAAUCUCAUUUGAGUCAGAAACUUAGUUUUUAA